Messenger RNA from Miniopterus natalensis, 2153 nucleotides. It is a transcript of the gene OSBPL2, whose product is annotated as oxysterol binding protein like 2. The record is from RefSeq and is a predicted model, not a curated record. Gene Ontology annotation, cellular component: perinuclear endoplasmic reticulum; plasma membrane; cytosol. Gene Ontology annotation, molecular function: cholesterol binding. Lineage: Eukaryota; Metazoa; Chordata; Mammalia; Chiroptera; Miniopteridae.
CUGGAGGAGUGCUCUAGUUAAACUGGUCACUCGCUCGCUCGGUGAUCAUCAUUGGUCCGAUCAGUUCUGGUAGUUGCAUGGCUCAGUGUCCUCCUUCCUUAGAAGCCAGUCCAGUGGGUUGGAUCUUAGGGCGAGGUGUGCAGACAGGACACGCUGCCACCUUGAGGGCCAAGUUUGAGUGCUGUAGAGGCGCCUGCCCAGAAGUGUGUAAGCUGUUGACUAAAGCCAUGGGACGCUGUUCUAGGGCCUGAGACUGAACCUCAGGUCACUGGACAGUCCCCAGUAGGCCUAAAGGAACCUGGAGGAAGUGCAUUUCCAGCCAGAGUGGAGAGUCUUGCUCAGGAAGCUCCCCAAAGUUCUCCUGUUUCUGAGCCUCUGCCCUUGGUUCUUGGGGAGCAGACUUAAUUAUUCUGAACGUGCCCAUUAGAAGAGUCCAGAGCUUCUGAUAUUCUGUUUGCAUGGAAUUCUGGGAGGCAGGCUUUCAUCAUCCACAUCCUGCGAAAAUGACCACUCUGUCUCCUGCAGGCUUUGACUCUGAUAACUCUUCUGGGGAAUUUCCAGAAGCCAGUCAGAGAGUCCCAGGAGGGCUGCCUGUGGACACCAGCAGAAGUAAUGGCGUUAGGAAAGCUGGGGAGAGGCCCCCUCAGGAGAAUGGGGUUCAGAGGCACAGAACCUGCUUACCGGCCCCAAUGUUCACCAGGAGCGACUUCAGCGUGUGGGGCAUCCUGAAGAAGUGCAUAGGCCUGGAGCUGUCCAAGAUCACAAUGCCCAUCGCCUUCAAUGAGCCCCUCAGCUUCCUGCAGCGGAUCACGGAGUACAUGGAGCACAUCUACCUCGUGCACAGGGCUUCCUGCCAGCCCCAGGCUCUGGAGAGGAUGCAGUGUGUGGCUGCCUUCGCGGUGUCUGCAGUGGCUUCCCAGUGGGAGAGGACUGGCAAGCCGUUCAACCCGCUCCUAGGAGAGACGUAUGAGCUGAUCAGGGAAGACCUAGGGUUCAGGUUCAUAUCUGAGCAGGUCAGCCACCACCCCCCCGUUAGUGCAUUUUACUCUGAAGGCCUCUGUCAGGACUUCCUGUUCCAUGGCUCCAUCUACCCAAAGCUCAAGUUCUGGGGGAAGAGCGUGGAGGCGGAGCCCCGGGGCACCAUCACGCUGGAGCUUCUCAGACACAAUGAGGCCUAUACCUGGACCAACCCUACCUGCUGUGUGCAUAACGUGAUUAUCGGGAAGCUCUGGAUCGAGCAGUACGGGACAGUGGAGAUCCUAAACCACAGGACUGGAGAUAAGUGUGUGCUUCACUUUAGACCAUGUGGGUUGUUUGGAAAAGAGCUUCACAAAGUGGAAGGACACAUUCAAGACAAAAACAAAAAGAAGCUGUUCAUCAUCUACGGCAAGUGGACGGAAUGUUUGUGGGGCAUAGACCCUGCAGCAUAUGACUCCUUCAGGAAGCAGGAGCGGAGGAGUGAGCCCCUGAGGAAGGCACAGCCAGCCGUCGUCUCGGAGAAAGCUGAUGCUGAUGUGGACGCUGUGCCUGAAGCCCAGGACACUGUGCAGGUCAUUCCUGGCAGCAGGCUCCUCUGGAGGAUCAAUACCCGACCGCCCAAUUCUGCCCAGAUGUAUAACUUCACCAGUUUUACCGUUAGUCUCAAUGAGCUGCAGACGGGCAUGGAGAAGAUCCUGGCCCCCACGGACUGCCGCCUACGCCCCGACAUCCGAAGCAUGGAGAACGGCAACAUGGAUCUGGCAAGCCAGGAGAAGGAGCGGCUGGAGGAGAAGCAGAGGGAAGCCCGGAGAGAGCGUGCCCAGGAGGACACUGAGUGGCAGACGAGGUGGUUUCACCAGGGCAGGAACCCGCACACUGGGACCCCCGACUGGCUAUACUCGGGGGGCUACUUCGAGCGGGAUUUCUCAGGCUGCCCAGACAUCUACUGAGGUCCCGGGUGGUCCCGGGACCGGGACACCUACCAGGCCGGAUUCCAUCUCCUGGCUCCUCUGAGCUCCGGUCACGGCAGCGCUAGCCUUUCUGAGGACCGAGUUCAUGGAGAAAUUGCCAUCCCCAGCUGAGGACUUAAUCCUAAUGAACUUUCGAUUGCCAAACAUUCACUACUGUAGCCGUCUCUCCAUAAAGCUUCCCUUGGGAUCAUCAGUUUUCACUAA